This is a messenger RNA of Venturia canescens, 5877 nucleotides long. RefSeq lists its product as uncharacterized. Bases 892 to 3573 code for a protein of 893 amino acids. Lineage: Eukaryota; Metazoa; Arthropoda; Insecta; Hymenoptera; Ichneumonidae. Gene Ontology annotation, molecular function: G protein-coupled receptor activity. The record is from RefSeq and is a predicted model, not a curated record. Gene Ontology annotation, biological process: G protein-coupled receptor signaling pathway. Gene Ontology annotation, cellular component: membrane. The transcript is spliced from 3 exons.
GCCGCUCCGCUCGAGUCCGAGUCUCUCAGUCCGUCCAACGACGCGCUACAGUACGCACGUACGCUCGAACAGCAAAGAGAGCGCUCGCGCGAGUCUUUUCGCUUGUAGCUAAAGCGCGCGUUGCCGUCGUUCGGUUCGCUGCAGUUUGCCGCACGCGUUAUAGGCAGCACAUCACCAGACGACAUAAAAUCACAGAAAAUCGCUUUGAAAGUUCGUUAUUUUUGGUCGAAGAAAAGAUCCUCGAGUUUCGUGAGAGUUUCGCGUCCGGUAGAUAAUGAAAGAGGACGAAAAGGAGCUUCGUUAGACGUCGACGUUUCUCGUGUACGUUUUUUCACGCUUCGAGUAUCGCCCGGAGAUUUUUAGCUCCUCAAACCAAGUCGAUUGUGCACUUAUUUCGCGCUAAUUUACCGUUCGAUUCGUCGUUUUUCAUUCUACGCGAGUGACAACGGUGGACAUUUUUGGGAGAAAACUUAACAGUCUCAAGUUCCUCGAGUGUCUACAUCGAGCGAGAAUAUUUCCUCUCGGCCGAGCAGUAUAACGGAAGAAGAAACAGGACAGAGGUCGCAGAUUUCCUACUGUGCUUUUUCCCGUAUUCCUUUUUUCGGGGGUCCUCCAGACGCGGGAUACGCAGGGAAGCGAAGAGGGAUCUUCGCGAAGAGAGAGAAGGCUUUGUCCCCGCGAGAGCCUCUACGAGAGCCUGUUGAGCCAGUCGGGAAAGAUUCAACGAAAAAUUUUCGCCGACCACUGCCAGCCACCAUUUCUUUUUUUCUCUCUCUCUCUUUCUCGCUCUCGUGCCUGUCGUCCCGCACGUUAUUGUUGCAACAGCUGAGUGAAAACGUGCACCGAUCAUUCCGGAUAUACUUCAACUUCGGACUGUCGUAACAUUUAUGAAUGGAUGGAGGGACGACGGAGAGUACGGGAGAUGGAAGAAGAGGGAUCGUCGAGGGUCUGGGAAGUUUGGAAGGCUGGUGGAACGCGUCGGAAAUCGCGUUGUGGAGCUUCGUACUUUUCGGAGCGUUUCUCCUGAACGCCACGCUCCUUUUGGCCUUCUUGAAGAGGCCAGGACUGAGGAGCAUCUCGAACAGAUUCGUUAUGAAUUUGACGGUGUCGAAUCUUCUGACAUGUGCGAUAUUGAAUCCGCUGUUGAUGCUUGACGGGCCAUCGUCGUCGGGGAGAUCAGGAACGACGUGUUCAGUGGCGGAAGGUGCGACGGCAUUGGUGACGAGUUCAUCGAUAUUUUCGGUGCUUUUGAUCGCGGUGGAUCAAUACUUGGCAGUGGUGGAUCCGCUCCGUUAUCGAACGCGGAUAGACAAACUGAAGUGCGGUAUAUUGGUGAUUUCGGUGUGGCUGGUAUCGCUGAUAUUCGCUAUUUUGGCAGGCUUCAAUCCUUCGCCGCAAAGUAUUUGGCUCGUUUGCGGAGACCGAGGGAGCGGUCCGAGGAUAAACUACGAUGGAAACGAGACGAGCUUGAACGUAACGAUCGACGAAAAUUUUCGCUUCGUUGUCAACGCAACUGACAAUUAUUCGUUGGAGGGUGAAUUAACGUUCACGGAGAUCGAUGAAAAUCCGCCGCUCGACAUCGACAACAAUACGGGAAUCGUUGGUGAAAAAUUGAACGAUUAUAUGCUUUCCUCAUUCGAGGAUGUUUCCUCGAAUUCAACUGGUUUCGAACCGGCCAAUUUGGGAGUGACUUAUGGCCUCGUGUACACGGUUGCCUACACUAUUCUCGCUUAUCUCGUGCCUUUCAUCGGUGUCUGUUGGAUCUACGUCAGUAUUUAUUCGGCGGCACACAAAAAUUCGGAGCGAACACGACGCACCGGUUCACGACCGAUAUUGUCAUCUGCCAGUUUCAGCGAGGAAUAUUAUCCCGUCAGGCAAGAUGUGUCGAGCGAAGAUUUUCGUCGGAUACCUAAGAUCUCGAGCCUCUCAUCGAUCGACGAAAGCAACGAGAGCCACAGCCCUAGUCAGACAAUAAUGCCCGUAAGGGGAUCCGAAUAUUUGUCAAACAAUGAUAAACCGAGCCAAAUUAACGCUAAUAACGUAACGACGAUCGAGGAGGAAGAACCGGUCGCCGUUGUAUUCACCGUUGGAUCGAGCAAAGUUGACGUCACCUCGCAACAACAGCAGAGACAGCAACGCCUCGCCGCCAUCGAUUCGGAUAAAAAACGUAACAACGAUCAGCAUGAAUUAACCAAAGAUACGAUAAGCGAUAACAAAGUUCCUAUAGCCAUUUUGAAAGCCCAAUUUCUCGAUAACAAGCUUGAUCGAUCGAGUCAGAAGGACGAUUUAAUAAGGAGUAAAUUUCGCGACGAGCACCCUCAACAGAAGAGAAAAUCUUCUCACGAUCUCAUGUACGAAGAGAUGUUGCGUUGUAAUUUGGCGAAACUUGGUCUCCGCGAUGAAAGCCGAGCGAUCGACAGCAGCGAAGACGAAGAAGAAAACAGCGACAAUGAUGUGGAGGAUGAAAACGACGGGUUGAAUGACGACACCUCGAAGAUCCCGAUGGCGAAUCUCCAGACCGUCGCCGAGAGUCAUGUCUCGGAGAAGAAACCGGUCGAUUGUCCGAGGAGUCCGAAUGCCGACGAGGAGCGCCGAGCGAAUGAGAUUCGAGAAACUCGAGAGGUCGAUUGUCACACGAGAGCCUCGAAAAACGAAGAGGAGUCUCCGGGUGACAAUGAGGAGAGUUUGAACGCGAGACUCGAUUCUUCGAGUCGCAAAAGUUCCCUCGAUCUUUCAAUCGGCAAUAUUCACCCCCAAUCCUCGAUUCUCAAAGCUCAGAAUUCUUACGGCAAUGGCAAAUCGAAUUUCCGGUUUCACGGAGCUCCCAACUAUCCUCGUAACGAACAAUCGAUCGUCAAUUACGAGGACAACUACUUCAGCAAAUCAGCAACCGCGAAUAAUCUCGAGUCACAAAUAUUUGGCGGUGCCGCGACGAAUCCACCGAUCGUCACUAUCACACCGCCUCAUAAAACUUCACUGCAUCGCGUUUCGAGCGUGAGGAGUACCACGAGCUACAUCAACUCGUUGAAACAUCGCAUCAGCAACGGUUCCUUGUUCAAGUACCGAGAAGAAACGAGAGCCGCGAGAGUAAGCGCGCUCGUUAUCGUUAUGGGACUCAUUUGCUGGACGCCCUACGUUGUUGUAUUAAUAUUGAAAAAUCUCACUUCGAUCACCGGCAAAAGAGUCUCGAACCACGAGGCCGAGGUUGCUGCCAUUUGCUUCAUAAUUAUCGCGACCUACGUCAGCCCUUUGCUCUUCGGUUACCGUUCUCGGCGCGUUAAACGCGAGCUGAGAAAAUUUUUUUGCUUCCGACGCGAACUUUCUUACAAAAACAACCGAAGCUUGAUGGCGAAAAAAGUAUUGAAGCGUCGUCACAGCGGUAAUUUGAGCCAGCUCGAAAUGGACGCGAGAUACAAUAUUUUCAAUUGUGUUUACGGCCGAACGAGAUGGCCCAAGGACAAAGUCCACUUUGUUCAAGUCCCCGAAACUGCACUUGUCGUUGAGACGUGCAGAAGCAGCUUUUCUAGCGGCGCCAGUACUCAAAUAUCGAGCACUUCCACCGAGGAAUGUUGAGCCACGACGAGGUACUAUGAUCAGUUCUUGAAACGUCGUUGAAGUCGCUGAGUUCAUGCUAAAUCAAUUAUUCCGAGGACUCGAACGCAUCGAGGAUUUUUCUGUUCAAAAUUCUUCGUGAAAUUUGUAAACCCUGCCUGAGAUUUUUCGGACACUCUGUAUAUGAAAUCGCAAGUUCUUGCGAGCUCUCGAGAAUUCAGGAAAUUUAUUGCGACGUCGGUUGAAGCGGCGUCGAGUGAUUUUCAUGGGAGAACGAAAGAAAGAAAAAAAAACGUUUUGUAAUUCGUUCUCAUUAGUCGAAUUGUCGUGUGAUCAUGAGAUUGAUACACUUGCCGGUUUAGGCUUGACUCUUGCGCAAUUAUAUUGACGCGCUUUGGUCACGUGUGCGAGAGAUAUUUCACUCGAUGGAAUAUCAACGGACUUUAACUUGUCCAUUAGUGAUCGUAUUUGGUAAGAGAAAAGAAGAGGGCAAAUCAGAUACUUUUUUUCCAUGACAGGCUGUACCAUUAAAUAAUAAGUGCGGAUGAUUAUUGUAUGAGAAUGAAAGAGAGAAAGAGUGAGAGAGAGAGAAAGAAAAAAAAUUGUAACGAGUCAAAUGUGUCGUUUAACGAGGGUUCUUCGACCCUGGAUUUAUCCGACUUCAAUUUUUCCUUGUCUAAUAUUGUUAAUGUGCAUCUCUCAAAAUGAAAAUAUCCGAAAAAAGAACAUUCGAAUCGUCAAUUUUGACGUUAAUCAUGGAAUAUUUAUUCCUGGAGCAAUUUCAAAACAAAAAGAGAUGGAAAAGAAUUGACGAAGGAAGAAUCCAUAAUGUUUAAUUAAAUUAUUUUAGGGGUAGAUGAACGCUCCAUUUCGAUCGAGUCACUCCGUACAUCUACGAAAUCGCCGAAUGUACUUUUCCCUUCGUACGUGUCACCUACUCCAAUUGCGUUUCGUCGAUUUUUUCUAACGAAAAUAAAGCUUCCAUUCAUCCGCAGUGUUAUUCAUGAUCGAAUACUUCGUCGUUGAUUCCACUUUCGCUUCGUUGUGGCAAGUCGAAUGCGAAUGUUUGCUGGUAAAUGACCGGAUGAGUGUAUUGAGAUAUUUCGGAAGGAAAUUUGUAGAAUGUUUUAGUGAUAAAAAUUGUAUAAAUAUUUAUGACGAAUCACAGUUUCACGUGUAUAAUUAACGGACCAAGUAAAACGCGUUUUGAGAAAUCAUGAAAUCAUUUUGAGAAAGAUGCUAUAGUUUUGGAUAAUCAUCGAGUUUCUUAGCAAGACCAACCGAUUGCGAUAUGAACAUAUCAAGGCAAGAGCUUCGACAUUUUGUACACAUUAAAAUCUUAAUCGCAUCCAGUGAACCAAUUAUUCUUGGAUAGGAGAAGCACGGUCGAUCUAAAAAACGAGGACAAAAAGAAAUUGAGAAAAUUUAAAGCAACAUCAUUGUUAUUCCUUCAUAGAAAAUAUUCGACUAAUCAUUAACAGUCUGCCUGACAAUGGUCAUUUACUGGCGCACUUUUUGGGGAGGAGGAUCAGAAGAGAUUGGGAGCAGGGAAAAAAGUUUUAGCAGUUCGAUGACACGAAUUUUGAUUUCUUCGAGUCCCACUCCAUGAAUGAAUGUUCAACAGUUUUAAGCAUUUCCACUCUGUUGAUUUUUCUGUUCGUAUCAUACCGCACGAGCUUGAAUGCGUUUUAUUAUCGUUGUAAAUACAUAGACGAGCGCAUGUCAUGACAAAAAUAUAUUUUUUUUCUCCCCUCGCGUACGAAAUGGGGUCCAACAAAUGAAUAAUAGAAAAGAAAUAAUGAAGAUUAAAAUACAUAACCCAACGGUCUUUGUACACACUCGAAACUGUAUCUUCCAAAACUAUAUUUUGUACAUUACAAAUAUCUUCAUUUUAUUUAUAUUAAAUGAUCUGUAUAUAUAUUUAUAUAUGUAUAUAUUUAUAUAUUUACGUUAGCAAGAAAGAGCGAGAGAGAGGAGAGAAAAGAAAAAAAAAUGAAGAAAAUUACAAAUAUUCGAAUGUCUCGAUGUGAUUGUGAAUUCUUUCAAAAAACAAAAAAAAAAUCAGGCAAAUGUAAUAGAAGAAAUAAGAAGAAAUCCUGUAUACAAAUGAGGUAUACACUUGCAAUUAUUUACGAGUAUUCCUUUUAAACCGCUCUGUACAACUGUGUAACACUUUUUUUACUUCGAUCUCACACGUGGAUCAUUUUAAAUCAUGUGAUAACGCCCAAACGACCAAAAUGAACUUUUGGUUCUCAUUUAACUUAUGCAGCUCCAUUGAUAAUAAAAAAAGAAAACGUCACCAAAUAAAAUGAAAAUGAAACUACA